AUGUUUGUUUCAGUGUGGUUAGGAGGUAACAAUAUUUUCCUCGUCAAUAACGACUGCAUGGUGCAGAAUGUGGUCCAAUAUCUCAGGAAAAAGUGCGGUAUCACGGAUAAGAAAGUGACUUUGGAUUUAGCAGACGAGGAUGGGAACUUGCAGAACCUCAUGGACUACAAUCCGAGGUUCCCGGCUGCCCGGAUACUCCAGCCAAAAGUUACAUACGUCCCAAUACUGAUGGAGAAAAACGAAGAUAAUACUUGGAAACCUUUUAGACCCAUGGUGAAUCGAGUCCUGAAGGAUGCAGAUUUCAUGAGACAGCUGACAGAGCAAUACGAGAGGCGGGAGCUAUCGAGAACCGGUCAACGCGUCCGUUUGGAGUCCGUACAGGAAGCAGAGAAGGAUGUAGCAGUUCCUACCGGCAAGGGGGCAGGAAAGGGUGCACUUAGCACCCCAAAGAAGGGGGCUGGGGGUGGGCGAUCAAAGACUACCAAAUAAACGGACAGUUGUGUCGAAAAGGGGGAAGAGCGAUAACCAGAUUUCCCUCAACAGGCCUUGAACUUCACUCUCGAAGGGGCAAAGCAA
Molecule: messenger RNA, 576 nt
Organism: Asterias rubens (European starfish)
Lineage: Eukaryota; Metazoa; Echinodermata; Asteroidea; Forcipulatida; Asteriidae
Exons: 5
Coding region: 1-489 (162 amino acids)
Source: RefSeq, a predicted model, not a curated record